GCCACGCUGGCGCAGCUGGAGGUGCUGCUGCAGGACCCCGGCCUGCACCGCGCCUUCCUCGACCACGACGGCUUGCCGCACCUGCUGCGGGUCGUCACGCGCGCCAUCAUGCGGGAGCCCGACCUGACGCACGACGUCAGCCUGCUGCCGCACUGCGUGGCCAUACUGCGUCACCUGGCGCUCUUCUCCGCCGGCUGCCGGCACCACCUGGGCGACGACGGACAGUUGCAGCUGCUGCUGGUCCGCGUACUGCUGAUGUUCCGGCUGGACGCGCAGGUGCGCGCUGCCGCCGUGCAGCUGCUGCUGGCCAUCAGCCUGGACGGCCAGCUGAUCUGUCGGCGCGCGCGUGGCCAGCUGUGGCAGCUGACCGUGCCUGAGCUGCUGGCCACGGCCCUGCGGCUGCCAUUCGUUACAACCGUCCGCGAGCGCCGCCGGCUGGUGACCGCUGACACGGCCGUGCCCCUGGCGCCAGAGCGCCGCCAGCUGCGGGUCAGCUGCGCCGGUCUCCUGCGCACCGCCUGGGGCCUGGCCUGGCACGGCGCCCUGGCAGCCCAGCCCGCCCACGCCGAGUACAGAGCCUUGGCGCUGCUGGUGGAACACAGCCGGCUGUUCACGGAGACGCUGGCUCGGGCGGCCGGCGAGCACCAGCUGGGCCACCACGAGACCGCACUCAGGGAAUGA
This is a messenger RNA of Pollicipes pollicipes, 681 nucleotides long. RefSeq lists its product as uncharacterized. Bases 109 to 681 code for a protein of 190 amino acids. The record is from RefSeq and is a predicted model, not a curated record. NCBI's taxonomy places the organism in Eukaryota, Metazoa, Arthropoda, Thecostraca, Pollicipedomorpha, Pollicipedidae. The transcript is spliced from 7 exons.